Messenger RNA from Opisthorchis viverrini, 7189 nucleotides. RefSeq lists its product as hypothetical. NCBI's taxonomy places the organism in Eukaryota, Metazoa, Platyhelminthes, Trematoda, Opisthorchiida, Opisthorchiidae. The coding region runs from base 92 to 6658 and encodes 2188 amino acids. The record is from RefSeq and is a predicted model, not a curated record. The transcript has 9 exons.
ACGAGCGCUGGAGGGUCUCCAAAACCCUGGUGUUCAAAUAGCCAGUGAAGAAAACCUUGUCGAUCUGGAAUAUGCAGACGACGUCGUUCUCAUGUUCGAAGAGGAGGAGAAGGCGCAAGUAUUCUUGGAUGAACUGACCAAAGUAAUCCCGUCCUUUGGUAUGCAAUUUGCACCCACAAACUGUAAGGUCAUGUUUGUGGACGUGCAGUCACUGAACACGCCACUUACGAUCCAGGGAGAGGUACUGGAAGUUGUGGAGCGUUUUACGUACCUUGGAAGUUGUAUUAGUUCUGAUUGCAGUGUGACAGAUGAGGUGAAUGCACGAAUCUGCAAGGCUCGGGCCGCGUUUGCUAACUUGAGACACCUAUGGCGUCAGAAUGGUUUAUCCCUGAAUCUGAAGGGACGUGUGUAUCAAGAGUGUGUAACGGAUGCUUCCAUUGAAGAAUGUGUCCAUCACCAGAAGCUGCGUUGGUUGGGACAUGUGUUGCGUAUGCCGAACCAUCGUUUGCCGAAGAGAGUACUGUUUUCCAUGCCUAAUUCGGAGUGGCGUAAACAGAGAGGUGGCCAACCCAUGACCUGGCAGAGGAGUAUGAAGGAGAUCACGAAACGCUUGGGUGCUGUCGGUGCUACUCGCCUUCCAGGAUGGGGACCGCGUGAUCCUCACUGUGCCUGGUUGGAGACACUACAAGAUAUGGCUGCCAACCGAUGUCAGUGGCGUUCUUGUUGUCAGUUUCUGUCCAGAUUGCCUGAUGUAUUCACACUCACUUUGGAGGUCUGCUCACUACUUGCGCGAGAACUCGAGGAGAUGUCUAUUUUGCAAGAUCGUAAUCGUUCCGUAAAUACCGGCCAAGUUUCGCAAUUCUGUAUGGAUAAUGCACAGCUCCCUACAAAGCAUUCACAUACGCAGGAACCUCUUAUUCCAGGAUCAUCAGUGACAACAUUCAAGCAAAGCAGUUCUGAUAGCAACCUUGUGAUGCAGCGAUCACAGUUGGGAAGCUAUGAAAUAUGUGCGGAACGAAAGUUCUCCUCGCAACUAGAUGCACUGCCUUAUUCCGGUCAACCUAUGGUGAAUAUGUCGGUUCAGCCCCUCUUGAACACAGUGAAUUCGAAUUUUCCAGCCUCUGUCUCGCAGCCCAUACAACGUAUGCCCACGUCUUCUGGGGCUAGCUACUUCGAUCCAUUCUCACAACACCCUGGAACCAUUUCCAACCCAAACGCCUGCUAUUCCACCACAGAUUACACUAAAUGCUCUUACGUAAAUGGUACAUCGGAAUUUCAGCAACAGCCUUUUCAAGAGUUUUGUCAGCGUGGACAAACUGCACCGCAUGCAGCACAGCUGAUGCGCCCGUGGGAUUCUCCCUACCUGCACUGUUCAUCUGCACUUGAUCCAUUGCAACAGGAAUGUAUUGGUAACGAUUUGCGUAGUCGGUGUGGGGAUCUCAUGACCAGGACAGGAAGAUCGGGUCUUCCCGCGUACCACAUAAGCCUUUCAGAUGAUAACCCAACGCAGAUGUCCACCACUCGAAACGGAACUGGCGUUGACUUACUAGUCAGCAACCUGGAUUAUAAUAUUAGCCCAAAGGAAUGGCGCAAAAUGCUAUUCACGCAGCUUCAAACUCUUGUUAAAAGUGUACAGUCAGUCGUGUUACAGACACAAGCGGAUGGUAGCAAUUGUGCAAUCAUUCGAGUCGGUAGCAUUGAGGACGCACGUCUCGCCAUUUCCCAUUUCCACCGAAAAAAGAUAGGCUACAAACGAAUCCAGAUGAAUAUCAUUGCCCCGAAUGGGCCGUUUGUUACGAAGGGACUAAAGGCCGAUGUAGUGUCGCUGCUGCGUUCGGUGUCUGGAAGCGCCCUUCCUGUAAGCAAAUUUAUCGACUUGUUUUCCAAGCGCUUUCACCGAAACAUUAGUGCAUCGGAUCUGUACAAAAUGCGUGAUGUGAUUGAAAUUAAGGACCAGCCUGGAUCUCAGGCUGGUCGGAUUGUUUCUCUCAGUCUCCGAGGCAUGCGGUUCGAUGGUGUUGAGACAACCCCACUUUCUGAACCGGUCGUAUGCCAACGUCACUGUCUUGAAGGCAGUCCUGAAUAUUUGCAGGCAGUGGAGUGCUCUAUGCUCCCUUCAGUACAGAUUCCGUUGGGCCUAUUUCGUCAACAGGUGCUCACUAUAUUACAAGACCACGAUGGUUCGUUGCCUUUACUCAGUUUUCCAGCUUGUUAUAAAGCGGAAUUCGGUGAUCUGCCUACCGUUAGCUCACAGAUCUCUGACAACAGUCAGUCAGAGGUUUGUGCGAAAACAACGAAUCAUUCGGGUAGUAAGGAACACAUUGAAACGGACCCUACGGGAACCUUGGUCUCUUGCACAGGAGGCCAACAACCGAAUGUUUCAUCUAACAGUCAAGAUUCAGGAAGUUUUCCAGAUCCAAAUUUGGGCACUGGUAACGAGAUACUAGCAGAGUAUCCAGCUGGCGUCCCACUUGAACACCUCCUGACCUGUGUCCCAUCCGUUCGCAUACACACCGAUGUUACGGGCGUAAGAAAGAUCAUUCUAGAACCAGAAGUGUCUUCUUCGAGCGGUUCCAUCAGUCAGCAACCAGCAACCACAAAUUCUCUUAUGGAUAUAUCUCAGAAAAAACGACAGUUUGGUGAAAUUCUCUCGCCUGGAACUUCAACUCCCGGUUCCUCCACGCCUGGAGUGCCCAACACAACCAACACGUCUGGAGCACUGCUAGACCAUUUGCAUCAGUUUAGUCGGGAAGUGGUUGAUCUUUUGAAGCAUCAGCCAGGUUGUCAGAUUUUACUGGGCAAAUUUAUACCCAGCUAUCAUCAUCAUUUUGGUAAACAGUGUCGCGUGGCCGACUACGGAUAUUCCAAACUUCACGAGCUUAUUGAUGCCUUGCCAAACGUAGUUCAUGUGAUGGGCUCCGGACAUAUGCGUCUGCUCACUCUAUCUCAUCGGGUUCAAGUGCGCCGAUUUACCAACGAGCUGAUCAAAGUCCUCAAGUCGCAGUCAACCAAAUCCUGCAAACUGACUGACUAUACUUCCUUGUAUAGAAGAAUUUACCGUAAGGACUUCCGUAUUACUGACUACGGUGUCUGCUUCCUAACGGACAUGUUAAUGGAAGUCUCUGACAACGCGGUAGAAGUGUCACACAUUGAAUCCGACUGUGUUAUUUCGCUGCCGAAGCGUGUUCAAACCACUGAGGAACGGGAACGUACAGAGUUGUUCGCCAUUGAAGUCGCCGAUUUGCUCUGUCAAUCACCACGUUGUCGACUGCCGUUCAAUAAAUUCAUUCCUUCCUAUCACCAUCACUUCAGCCGACAAUGUCGUGUAGCUGACUACGGGUUUACCAAGCUAGUUGACUUGCUGGAAGCUAUCCCCAAUGUUGUACGGAUCGUGGAGGAACAUGGAGAAAAGUACGUCAGUCUGGUACGCCAUCGACACCUCCGAAUAGUGGCGGAACACUUACUCACCCUUUUAGAAUCAGCUCCCGGGAAGCGCAUUUUGCUCAAUGAUCUACUCAACGUGUAUAUGAAACAGCACGGCUAUCCCCUAUGUUUAGAGGACUUCCAGCUCACGUCGGUCAACGAACUUCUAUCCAAGUUGCCCAGAUUAGUACGGAUACAAUCUGUGCCCAUAGAUUACCCAAAAGAAGCAAACUCAUCACCACUGGAAAAGUGCGAUAAAAUGCUUGUUCUUCGGUCGGAGCCGGUGUCUAACAGAUCUGAAACAACAACAACACCAGAAGCAGUUGGGGACGGUAAGUCUAACGAGGCAGAGGGGCCAGACGAAUCAAAAGGAGCAACAACAGAACCACUCAUUGUAGAAUCAACGGGUUCAGCGGAUCGUAACGUGGUGGAGUAUGUAUGCCUUGCAGAUCGAACUCAAAUCAAACACCUUGCCCAUAAAGUACUCUUGAUUCUGUUGGAAGCCCCAUCGGGAGCGUUGUCUGUGCCCCUUUUCUCUGAACGUUUCAGGUGCACCUUUCGUGACGAACCAAGUAUCCGCCUGAUUUACGAAGAGUUAGGAGACAUUGUUCAAUUUCGGAUAACGGAGUCCAAGACAACUGGCGAGUCUGGUAUGCCUUCCUCACGUCCCAGUUGGAACGAACGUCCUUGCAGGGAGUCGUCGUCCCUGCACAAUACAGCAGCAUCUAGCGCUGAAAAUGAAUCCGAAACGUGCAACACAGAGAAUGAGCUCAAAGACUUACCCAACAAAGGCCCCACAGACGAGUUGAAUUCCGAUGAAAACCAAGACACAUCCGUCUGUUCAGUUGCCAACUUAGAGUCGCCUUCUUGCUUCAUCGUCUUGCGACCUUUAAUAAUGUUUGCCAGGGAACUCCGGGAGCUUCUCCGACAGAAUCAAGGCAAACUUCUGUUGGUGCAAUUGUGCGCAGUCUAUCAGCGUCGUUUCGGUCUCCCCUUGAGACCGCAACGAUAUAAUUACCCUUCUUUGGCAACCCUCUUACAAGCUGUCGACUUUGUCGCAGUGAUGCGCGGUCGUGGUGUUCGGUGUACUCUGGUCUUAUGCCAAGACUUUUUAGGAAAACUUUCCUAUAGAGUUGCCUACAAUACGAAGCCUGUAUUGGAAGCGGAUCCAGAUAUGGAAGCCGAAAUUGGUAGCGUUACGACAAGCGGGGAGAAUUCCCUUGGAAAAUUCAGUGCAGUUCAGACUCCACCUAAUCAUCCGAUGGUAGCCUGGUCUCACACGCAACUACCGGAUAAGCAUUCAGGGGUUUCAAUGGUUGGACACACCACAACAUUCACAGAGGCCACCCAUUCUUCGAACCAAUCACAGGAAGGAUGCUUUGUUUCGGAUUUGCAUGAUACGUCAGGGUGUACGCCUGCUACCCAAAGCAGCCUAUCGAGUCACCGUCACUUGCAGGCCUACGCCAACUCUUUCACAUCUCACUCCCUCGAUCCAUGCAACCAGUUCCAUUCCUUUGUCAGCUCUCCACAUAUACCUUCAUCUAACCCCGUGAACUAUUACCAGCUACCUGUGCCACAGCAGGGACCAUUAUCCCAACAAAUGUUUCCUGCCCGAUCAACGUACACUGCGCCACUGGUGUUUAAUCCGCCAUCCUCAUACAACUAUCUUGCUACUGGCACUGAGUAUGGCCCAGCGGUUCCCCAACAAUCAGCCGAAUGUCAGGCCAAUGUCCCCGGAUCUUACGGACCUGUAGUUUAUUCCCCUCAGGUGUCGCAGUGUGGCUCUCUCACUGUAUUACCGACCACUUCAACUAUGCAGUCAAACCCUUGUUUUGUCGGACCUGGAGGUGAGACGGCAAAUGGUUCGCUAAACUACCCCAGCUCUAUGUAUCCAAGCUCUUCCAUUUAUCCUUAUUCGUUUGGAUUAAACUACCCAACGGCCAUGCAACAAAUGGGAGCGCACAUUCACUGUGGCCAGCCAACCACAACCAUAGCCAAUAUUAUGCCGGAUGGUCGACAUCAAGCCUUGGGUGUGGAUCCCAAUAUUCCCUCUCCUGUGCGUCCUACUGGGGCAGCGUUUUACGGUCAGGAUAAGAUGCCUUAUUCAGGACUAUCCUGUCCAGCUACGUUCAACUUGACUCACUACGGUGUGUCACCAGGGAUGCAGGAACAGCUGGAUGACUUGGUUGAGCGUCUGACUUACGGCAGUGCAAACACGAAUCCGAAUAGGAAUACAAUGUCCACUCAUCAACCAGACAGUAAAGAUGAAAAGCAAACACUGUUAUCUGAAAAUCCACUGACACAAAACAAAGAGGAGACAUCUCCACCCAACGUGAAGUUUACGAGUCAGACUAACCAACCGCUUUCGUUUGCAGCAAAUGCGUCAGGUAGCGCAGUCGGAUGCUUACCCACACAAUGUCAACCGUCUUUUGUGUCGAGCUUUUUGCAUUCACACAACUCGCAGUUGCCCUAUUUUCCUGGUGGGAUGUUCCCAAACUUCCAGCCGUCGAUCCCAUUCGUAAAUGAUCAGUAUUCGAUACGCACCCUCACUAACCCCUUUGCCAAUCUGGAGUCAAGCAUGAGGGGGACAUCCACUGCCCCCAAUCCUGCUAGAAUUGGUACGACCGGUACUGUGGAUGGGAAUGCAAAACUCCAUGGUGACAUUGCAGACGAUAACAAGUCGCUCGAUCAGUCUCUACGGUCGCUAGAGAACUGCACACCGCUGAAGCAAAUGAUGGCAAACAUUGUCACACCGAACACGAUUCCCGCCAAUGUCAACUCCAAUGAACGGGGGGAUGCCACACAUCGUUACUCAAAUCUGCACUCCAGUGCUGAUGUGUUUCCGCUGGAUAGAUGUUCCAAUUCGUCUGCCACGUUUUCGAACCCCAAUGGAAAUGGUACUAUUCAAAGUGAGGCCGCUUCAAGCCUCACAAUAUCAAAGGAAAAAGAUUUACUUGUCACUGAACCACAUAGAAAUGCAUAUGUGGCUCAACUUGCUUCUGAACCGAAUGGACUAUGCUCCCAACGUUCCCGACUAGCCGCCCCUUUCAGCGUUUCCAUCAGUUCGGAAGACUCAGCGGGCAAUUUCUCACUUGAUGGCCUUUUGGCAGAACUGAGGCUGGAAGAAAAACAGCAACAACAGCAACGAAAUCCUCAUUCCUCAACUUGCGGUGCUCCCGACAUGGACCUAAAACAGAAUACACGCAUUCUAAUGAACAACUUCGGAUACCUUUAAAAUAAUUUUACUUUUUGUUUCACGGCAUAUCGUGUAUUGCACUGAAUUUGUGCGAUAGACACAGCUGGUGUCACUGUAUUACACACAAGCAAAAAAACGAGUGAUAUGUGCAACCCGCAACUUUCUUGUUCCGUUUAGCGUACUCCUAACUCGGAGAUUAUAUGCUCAUCUCCGAUACUUUGUUACAUGCAUCCCAGUUUAUGUCCAGUCUGACAAGACGUACACUCGGAAAUGUUUUACCGCAAUCGAACUCCUGAUUGCUCAGUCUUUCGAAGUUCUUCAGUGCCAAAGCACCACUUUUCUCAAAAAUGUGCGUCCGCUCUGUCAGACACUGCACACUCUCUUGCAUAUUCACACGCAAAACAAUCCGCAUUGCUGCUUGUUACCAAAAGACUUUGGCAUAUGAAUGUCACUCAACUUGCCUUUUUCAAAGCACAAUGAAGAAGACUAGUCUCCCCAUUUUGGGUGCACAGUACAUACUAAUUUUUAUUUUCACAAAAGAUGAUAAUAAAUCUUUUGUUUACAAAUAAA